UAUAUACAGAAAUCAAAUAGGAUUUUUGCAAGCCUGCUUGUUCGAAUUGGAAUCCUACCAAUUGUAAGGCCAAGUUGUAAACAAAAACAAUGAAACUGGAAGAGCUGCUAGCCAAAGGAUCGUCCUCGCCACCGGAAGACGACGACGAGGACGAGAAGGUCGACCUUAAGCCACAGAAGUCGAGCAGCGCCACCGCGGACGAGGGGGCGGAGAAUGCAGAGGAUGCGGCCGAGGACGCUGGCGAGAAGGAAGGCGCGGGCGGCAAAAAGAAGGGCACGCGCAAGAAACGCUCCCUCAACUGGGAGGAGGCCGAGCGCGGCCUGCUCCUCGAGGUCAUCAAGUCGAAGGUGGCGUUCGUCGAGAAUCGAAGCGUUGACGCCAAGAGCAUAAAGGCCAAGAGACUGGCCUGGUCUCAGAUCACCAAACAGUUCAACGCGCUCAACUUUCGCCACAGACUGCUGGAACAGAUCCAGGUGCAGUGGCGCAGCAUGAAGAACUCCGCCAAGCGGGAGCACCAGCAAAAGCAUCCCAAGGCGGAGGCCCUCGAGGGCAUGCGCAUGAUCGAGUUCAUGGAGGAGAUGCAGAAGGAUCCUGUCACAUCGCGCAGCCAGACACGCAGCGCCAACACGAACGGAGCGAUCAAGAAGGAGCUCCUGGACAUUGACGAGGACGAGGACAUGCCGCUGGCCGCUCUGCCCAACUCCACGAACGCCAGCGAAGACACGCUGCAGACGUCCACCAUAGCCAUCCCAUCGCCGCCGCCGUCCACCGCUGGCGGGGAUGCGGACUCGCAGCAGGAGAGCACUCCCGCCGCCCAACAGCCUGCCCAGCGACGCAAACGGGCCAAGGCCAAGCCGUCGCCGUUGGCUGGCGCCAAAGCAGAAACAUCCGCCGAAACGGGAGAGGAGAACGAAAAGACAGCAGCCGCCUCGCCGCGGAAAAGGCGACAGAGAAAUCUUUCGCAGGCCCAGUCAGUGCUGUCCGACGAGAAUGAAGCCUCCAACAGCGUAGCUCCCAUCACCACACUCCAGCAGUUCUCUCUGGGAGCCACACAAGUAGCCGCCGAUACGAAUAGCCAGCCCGUCGACCUUGUCAGCACCUCCGAGAUGGAGCAAAAGUACAAGCAGGACCUGUUCAAACUGUUGAAACAGGCCCGAUUGGCCGAGAUCGACUAUGCCCGGCGGGAGCACGAGCAAAAGCUGCGCUUCGAGCAAAUGGAGCAGGAGAUUAAAAUGGCCUACUACCGGCAGGAGCAGGACCUGAAGCUGCGACACAUGCGCGAGGAACACGACAUCCGGCUGCGCCAGCAGCGGCGGGAGCACGAGGCGCGCUUGAGCAUAUACUCCCUCAAAAGCAGCGGCCUCAACGGAAGCAUACAGGAACCUAGCGCGGCGAAAUGCAAUGCCAAAGCGGACUACAACAAUGUUCACGACGUGGCUGGGCCAUCGACUAGUGCGGAGGGGGCGCUGGCGCUCAAUGCCGCCUGCAAUUAGGGGCUCCCGCAUGCAUACACAAUACGAAUUGCCAGCAAUUAGAAGUGUAAGUGCAUUUAGAGGAAACAUCAAGAAGAAACAGUACUUUAAAAUUUAGCUUGAAAUACGUUUAGCGAAAUGUAGCUCAUCCGGACAUUUGAACUUUCGGACAGCCGGAUACGAAUACGAAUACUCAUAGACACACCACACACUCAAGUUGCCACACGGGGGCGGCGCAUCCGCCGCCUGUCGUCACGACAAAUGGACUGUUGUUUUUUGUGCAUUUCGCACCUCACGAACUCACUCACAGACAUUGCAUUUUUAAAAAAGAAAACUAGUAUUAUAUAUUUGUAUCUGUAUCGGUUAAGUGCUCCGGACAAACAAGAGAUCAAUUGAAAACGCGGUUGUGUCGUCGAAAAAGAAAGAAAAAACAAAAUACUCAAGCACAGACUCUGAAUAAGUUCCCCAAAACUACUCCUCCUCAGUCAGUAUUCUAUAUGGCCACUGUAUUAUUUUUAUGUAUUCCUUUUUUUUUAGUUAUAAGCUUUUUUUGUAACUUGACUACCAUUUAUACAUAGUAGGUAACAUGCUCGGACAUGUUUGUUCAUACAUACGGAAGCGAGCAUCUUUUAUAGCUCGCGUAUAAUCAUAAGUUACUGUACGUACGUGUGUUGUAUAGCGCUGUAAUAUCCUGUCACUUGCUUCAGCUUAAUAAAUGCCGUAAUCCCGGCGAGAGCAAGGUAAAAUGAAA
This is a messenger RNA of Drosophila kikkawai, 2223 nucleotides long. Its product is annotated as transcriptional regulator ATRX homolog. NCBI's taxonomy places the organism in Eukaryota, Metazoa, Arthropoda, Insecta, Diptera, Drosophilidae. The record is from RefSeq and is a predicted model, not a curated record.